AUGGAGAAAGCCAGAGACAUGAUACAAUCCUCCCCCUCUUCACCUUCCUCUUCUCACCUAACGGCAUUUUCAGAAAGCACUCAUGCACUUGUCCCCAUGAAUAGUAUUGGGCCUUUAAAGAUUAUAGGCCCUCACAUGGAUGAUGAGGUCAUGGUGCCUUUGGCAACCUAUGAAUCGCCUUUAUGGCCUUCCACAAACCGCGGCGCCAAAGCAACACGUCUAUCUGGAGGAGUCGAAGCGGUUCUUAUCUCUGCACAAAUGACGCGCUCCAUUCUUGUGCAAGCGCCAAAUGCUGCUUAUGCUAAGGAUUUUCUAGAACACCUAAAAAAACAAAAAGAAACUUUAAAAGAUAUUGUUGCAAAUACUUCCCGCUUUGCAGAACUCAUUGACUGGCACCCUCAAAUUCUAGGAAAAAUGAUCUACCUACGAUUUGCCUUAAAAACAGGGGACGCUAGUGGCCAUAAUAUGGUGACAAAAGCGGCAGAUGCCCUUUUGAAAUGGAUUUUAGAGCAAUAUCCAGACCUAAAACAUCUUUCUGUAUCUGGGAAUUUCUGUGUCGACAAAAAAGUUUCUGCCGUCAAUGGCAUCUUAGGCCGUGGCAAAAACGUUGUUGCAGAGGUGACAAUCUCUAAAGAAAUCUGCCACGAUAUUUUGAAAAUAACCCCUGAAAAAAUUCACGACCUCAACAUCAAAAAGAAUUGGAUGGGCUCACAGCUUGCCGGGAGC
This is a messenger RNA of Stylophora pistillata, 726 nucleotides long. Its product is annotated as 3-hydroxy-3-methylglutaryl-coenzyme A reductase 2-like. The record is from RefSeq and is a predicted model, not a curated record. Lineage: Eukaryota; Metazoa; Cnidaria; Anthozoa; Scleractinia; Pocilloporidae.